Molecule: messenger RNA, 1168 nt
Organism: Pimephales promelas (fathead minnow)
Lineage: Eukaryota; Metazoa; Chordata; Actinopteri; Cypriniformes; Leuciscidae
Source: RefSeq, a predicted model, not a curated record
CCGUCAUCAUCUGUAUCCGGGUGUGCACAAGUAAACAAACUGCAUAACGAACGGCAUUUAUUUUUAGGAAAAAGACCCCUAAGCUUGGUGACAAAAUGUGACAAAUGACACAAGAUGACAGAACAGCUUCUGAAGAUAAGAGUCCCACAGUCCAAACUGAGAAUACACAGAAAGAGCUAAAUGUGUCUUUAAGCAAGGAGACACACAAUGUCACGUAUGAGGACAACGAGGAUUUUCAGGAUCAAGACUCUUACUACAGUCGCUGUAAUGAGGAGCUGUUGAAGUUUUAUACGGAGGAAGAGUGCUGUGUGACGUUCAAUAACAACAUGAGUGCACUUGGAAAAGAGAACUGGUGUAAAAUGGAGAUGGUGUUAAGAAGCUACAACAAGCUAACUGAGUGUUUGGAGGUGAUAUCCAGUGUUUUAGGAUGCUUCUAUCCGAAUCGUGUGGUGGAGCAGCUGUUCGUCAGGAUACAUCAGCAGUACUUCAGCAUUUGUAGCGAUGAAGGGGAUUUAUCCGAUGCACCGGCUGGAGUCGUGCUCGUAGGCACACUGCUGCCCAUCCUCCUCAUACCCCUCAUAGUGUACAUUGUGGUCUGGAAGAGUAGUUUAAGGGACUGACUUAAGCAUUGAGUUAAAGUGAUCUUUCACUCAAAAAUAAAAAUGCUGUCAUCACUUGCUCACCCUUAUGUCAUUCCAAACCUGUAUGGAUUUCAUUCUUCUAAAGAAGAUAUUUAGAAGAUUUAUAUAUUAUAUAUAUAUUAUAUAUAGAAUAUUUAUAUAUUAUAUAUAAAAUUGUUGUCUGAAUAUUCUUACAACAUAACAUUCUUCAAAAUAUUUUCAUGUGUUUUGAAGCAGAAAAAAAUCAUACAUGAUUGAAACAACAUGAGGGUGAAUGAUGACCCCAGGUUUCAGUUUUUGGGUGCACUGUCCCUUUUUAAUUCAACUCUCAAGUGUACAAAGUUCAUGUACUUCAUGAUGUAAUUAUUGUAAAUAAAAGAGACUCAGUGGGUGUGUGAUUUUCUGCACACUUUAUGCCUAAGAGUCUGAUUUAUGAUCAUGAUAUAAAUAUAUUGUGACUCUGAACUAUUCAUUCUGAAAUACUCAAUGUGCAACUUGGUUACAACUGUAAACCUAAAAAAAAAAACAUUAAACAAAAUACUGGGGGA